Betta splendens (Siamese fighting fish) is the source of this 6946-nucleotide messenger RNA. It is a transcript of the gene satb1b, whose product is annotated as DNA-binding protein SATB1. Gene Ontology annotation, biological process: chromatin remodeling; regulation of transcription by RNA polymerase II. NCBI's taxonomy places the organism in Eukaryota, Metazoa, Chordata, Actinopteri, Anabantiformes, Osphronemidae. The record is from RefSeq and is a predicted model, not a curated record. The coding region runs from base 2313 to 4919 and encodes 868 amino acids. Gene Ontology annotation, molecular function: DNA-binding transcription factor activity, RNA polymerase II-specific; RNA polymerase II cis-regulatory region sequence-specific DNA binding. The transcript has 13 exons.
CUCAUAACGUCAACACCACGCAUUUAUUAUUAGGCCACGUUAAGGUCAGGCACAAACACCACAUCAGGCCUCAGCAGCAGACGUGAUGCCUCGUCUCCACAUCUGCUGCUUCGCUCCAGUUUGUUCCAGACAUGAAGUAAUUAUAAAACCAUAACGACAGCACACACACCAAGAAAAACCUCCCAGCAUCCUGUUGUCACAGAGAUCGUGUCUCUAAAUGCUCCUCCGUUCAUUUCUUCACCUGCUUUUGAGAGUUCGGAGGUUCGUUAUCAGCAUCAACAACGAUAAGCUGCCUCAUAUUUUGGUGGAAUCCACCUUGACACAAUACAGAACGACCUUCUACUGAGGUAAGGUUGAUGAGACAAUAGCACAAUAAUCAUAAUAAUGCAAAAGUCAGACCCGCCAUCAGUUUUUUUAACAAAGCAGAUGAGACCUGUCUUUAAGUAAAAGCCCUAUUUCCGAUGCAUAAAGCCAACAAAUAAUAUUAAAGGCAGAUUCAUUGAAGGAGUAGUCUAAGAAAACAGGCACCUAUUCUGACAGGCAGGAAGCUUCUUUUACAGAAGUGGAAAGCUUCUCUGUGACUGAGCUCAUUGUGUGGUUUCUUUAUUUUUGGAUGUGAUGUUUGUCAAUCAGAGAACCACCGAUACUGCAGUCGUCACUGCUGCAUUUUACAAAUUGAUAUUUUGUAAAAUGGAAAAAAAAACCUUUACUGUGAAUUGGACCAAAGUAAUAAAAACCAAUAAAUUAAGACAUCUGGUGUGUGUGUCCUGUAAUAAAUGCAGGACCGCCUCACUCUAAUCAAGCUGAUUAAAAAUUCCUGCGCGCACAGCCGGAAAUCGCACCACCGUUCCCCUCUGUGUGUGCGCGCGUGCGCGCGCGCGCGCCCGGCUCGUCCCUCUGUCCACUUUCUGCGUCUCCGCCUGGACUUUUUUGGCCCGAGACGCAGAGGAAUCAUGUGUUUUCCUCUAACGGGGGGAUUAUUUCUCUCCCAGUCCGUCUCGAUCGCACACUCUCCACCCCACAACACACGCACGCAGCGUCCUCCACCUUCUUUCUCCUAUUUUUCUUUUUUUUUUUACCUAAAUUCUUCCUACCCCCUUUCAUCUUCCACGCCAUUCGCAACGCGGAGGAGAAAGGGAAAGCACAGGCGGCGGCAGCAGCAGCGAGGACAGGGGAGAGGGGGGAGUGAUGAGUCAAUACAACUAAUAAUUUAAUGGGGACAGAGAGGGAGAGACGGAGUGAGAGGAGAGAGGAGGGGACGAGGGGGGAGCGGCAGAGAGGGAGAUAGAAAGAAAGAGGAGCUCCGUCCGGACGCCGAUCCCCACCAACAGGACACCUCCUACUAUUACUAUCGCAGGCGGCUCUGCGUCCACAGCAACGCGCAUUUAUGCUCGACAGACAGCGGAAAGUGAGGCGCACUUUUUGACCCCCUCCUCCUUGUUUUAUUUGGCGAACCUGUUCCGACUGUCCGCCUCUCGUCUCCUCGUCGCCUCCGUCGCGGCAGCAGGAUCUCCCCGCCGCUUGUGAUCAUGAUGAUUAUUCUUCCUCUCUCUCGGCCACUCGGUCUGUGCCGCGCCGUCAAAUGCAGCUCAACCCGACGCUAAGCCGGUUUUUUUCCGCGCGCGAGUCCCUUCGCGAGCGAGCGAGGCUUUAUUAGGUCUCGGCGGCGGUUCUGCUUAUUACAACUGUGUCCGAGGUGCCGUGGCUGGUUCCGGCCGCCGCCGCUGACGGUGCUGGCCGCCGAUGAAGCGGUUCGGAUGCGGCGCCGCGAACUAAAGCAGAAGUCGCCUUCACUUGUGACCGAAGGACGCGGCGAAUGUCGCCGGCUGUGACGCGUGCGGUUGUGGCGUUUUUCCUCCAGCUGGACGGCGUGAGCUAACGUUAGGGCUGCGCGGACCCACGCACGCACGCACGCACGCACGCACGCGCACACAGCCGCUCGCCAAUGUUCGCCUAUCACGGUCCAUCUCGACCUCGUCUCUCGCGCGGAGCCGCCGCCGCGUUGUUGUUCGCUCGCAGCGCCUCCGCGACGCGGAGCGCGAGGACGCGUCCGUUUUAACGCCGCUGCUUUUUUUCCACCCUCCGCCUGCGAGAAUUUGUUUGUUGACUUGCUGUCAUGCACGCGUAGACGUACACGCAGAGAGAGCGGCGGAGAGGAACCGGGAGGCAGGAGUUUUUCCGGGCUUCUCUCCUUUGCACAAAGCUUUUCUACACUGGCCAAACUUGAAGAAGACGCGUCCUCCAGGCGGUGUUUUAUGCUCCUCGGUGCCGAAGUGCUGCGUCUCAGGUGAUAGUGAGCAGAGGUGCUGAGAAUGAUGGAACAUCUCAGCGAGGCGUGUUUGGCCAAGGACAGCGCGGAGCUGGUCAGCAGCAUGGCCGAGGCCAAGGCGCCGCCGGCCAAGCUGCCCCGGCUGGAGCAGAACGGCAGCCCCCUGGGCCGGGCCCGGCUGGGCAGCACCGGGGCCAAGCUGAGCGGGAUCCCGUACAAGCCGGCCGGACACCUGAUGAAGACCUGCCACAAGAAAGGCAACAUGCUGCCCGUGUUCUGCGUGGUCGAGCACUACGAGAAUCCCAUGGACUUCGACAGCAAAGAGGAGCACGCCGAGUUCGUCCUUGUGCGUAAGGACAUGCUCUUCAACCAGCUCAUCGAGAUGGCCCUGCUGUCACUGGGCUACUCGCACAGCUCGGCGGCUCAGGCCAAAGGCAUGAUUCAGGUGGGGAAGUGGAACCCCGUCCCGUUGUCAUACGUGACAGACGCACCGGACGCCACCGUGGCCGACAUGCUGCAGGACGUCUACCACGUGGUCACGCUUAAGAUCCAGCUGCACAGUUGUCCUAAGCUGGAGGACCUGCCGCCCGAGCAAUGGAGCCACUCUACAGUAAGAAACGCCCUCAAGGAGUUACUCAAAGACAUGAAUCAGAGCUCUCUGGCUAAAGAAUGUCCCUUAUCACAGAGUAUGAUUUCCUCCAUUGUGAACAGCACUUACUAUGCAAAUGUGUCGGCGGCGAAGUGUCAGGAAUUUGGGCGCUGGUAUAAACAUUUCAAGAAGACAAAAGAUAUGAUGGGCAUGCGCCAGCCCUCACAGCUGGAGGGCUACCUAGGGACGUGUGUCCUCCGUGAGAGCCCGCGCGCCAACGCGCUAGAGAUGGACGGCCUCUCUGACCUCUCCCCACCUGGCUCCAAUCACAGCCACAACCACCUGGGCUUCUCCCAGCAGCAGCAGCAGCCCAUCCCCGGCAGCACGGCGGAGCAGACGCCCUCCUCGCCCGUGCCGCCCCUUCCCCACGCUCCGCCGCCGCACGGCGGCCAGGCGGGGGGGCGGCAGCCGCAGCUCCCCGGCCUGCACCACCCGGGCCUGGUGUCCACGCCCAUCAGCCCCCAGCUGGUCAACCAGCAGCUCGUGAUGGCGCAGAUCCUCAACCAGCAGUACGCCGUGAACCGGCUGCUGGCGCAGCAGUCCCUGUCGCAGCAGUACCUCAACCACCCCCCUGUGAACCGCAGCUCCCACAACAAGCCCCUGGAGCCGCAGGUGGCGUCCAACACAGAGGUGUCCUCUGAGAUCUACCAGUGGGUGAGGGACGAGCUGAAGCGGGCCGGGAUCUCACAGGCCGUGUUUGCCCGCGUGGCCUUCAACAGAACCCAGGGCUUACUCUCCGAGAUCCUCCGCAAAGAGGAGGACCCCAAGACCGCGUCCCAGUCGCUGCUGGUCAACCUGCGCGCCAUGCAGAACUUCCUGCAGCUGCCGGAGGCCGAGCGCGACCGCAUCUACCAGGAGGAGCGGGAGCGCAGCCUGACGGCCGCCUCCGCCAUGGGCUCCACCCCGCUCAUCAGCACUCCAGCCAGCCGCCCCGUGCAGCCCCGGAGGGAAGACUGCAACAGCGUGAGGCCCGAAGACUGGAAUCCCCGGAUCCCUGUGGGCAUUUCCCCUGUGAAACCGUCACCUCUGCCAAGCGAGUGGAACGGAAAAACGGAGAGCUGCAUUCUCAACAUCAACUCCACCAUCUAUGACGAGAUUCAGCAGGAGAUGAAGAGGGCCAAGGUGUCCCAGGCUCUGUUCGCUAAGGUGGCUGCCUCCAAGAGCCAGGGCUGGCUCUGUGAGCUGCUGCGUUGGAAGGAGGAUCCCACGCCAGAGAAUCGGACGCUCUGGGAGAACCUGUCCAUGAUCCGCCGCUUCCUGAGCCUCUCCCAGGUGGAACGCGACGCCAUCUACGAGCAGGAGAGCAGCGCCGGGCAGCAGCACCACAACGAGCGGCCGUCGCACCUGCUGCACGUGUCCUCCGACCAGGCUCAGACAGCCCAGUCGCAGCAGCACCAGCCCUCCCUGUCCCUCCAGCACCCCUCACAGCCCCUUUUGUCCCAGCAGCCCUUGCAGCAGCAGCAGCCCACCACCGGCCCCCGGUUGCCGCCCCGCCAGCCCUCCACCGCCUCCCCGGCCGAGGCCGAGGACGAGGGCGGCCGCGGCGGCAGCAUCAAGUCGCGCACGGGCGGAGGCAAGAUCUCCCUGGAGGCUCUGGGGAUCCUGCAGAGCUUCAUCCAGGACGUGGGCCUGUACCCCGACGAGGAGGCCAUCCACACCCUGUCGGCCCAGCUGGACCUGCCCAAGCUCACCAUCAUCAAGUUCUUCCAGAACCAGCGCUUCUACAUCAACCAUCCAGCCAAGGCGCCCAAGGACCCCGGCAACAACAACAACAGCAACAGCUGCAGCAGCGCCAUAGUCGCCACCAACACCAGCAGCAGCAGCAGCAGCAGCCCGGUCUUCGAGGAGGAGCUGACGGACUUCAGGGAGAGCGGGGAGCUGCUGAAGGAGCUGGACGAGAGCACGCAGACCAACAACACCAUCUUCUCCAUCAAGAUCGAGGAGCAGCUGGGCAGAGGCGCCGAGACGCAGUCGGAGUCGGAGCACGAGGCCAAGGACUAGGACUCUCGCCCUGUAAAACACGUUUCCUUGUGCACACACAGACUGAUGACUGUGCUAAAUGUGACGCUUUGGCCACACAGAACCACCGCACUGCAAAUAAAGACAAAUAGUGUUUUUAAUCAGUACAGCCUCUGGACUGUGUGAGGAGUGUUUAUUAAUACACCCCUGCAGACGGACAGGCUGUGAAGUCAGAGUCACACACUGGAGAGGCCGCUUCAGACUCAGACAACUUUUUGGAUUUUGUAAAACUUGUAUUAUUCACUGUAAAGACUGACGCAUCGUUUAAAUAACCUGCACAAAAAAUGAUUCUAAGUAUGUUGCCGUGGAUAUUUGCUGACUGCACUCUAUGUCCGUUGUUUUACACUGACUUCCUUUAUCUUUUUUGAGCUACUGAUACUAUUUAAAAAGAGAAAAAAAGUCCCCCUGGAGUUUGCUAGGAUUUUCAUAGGUGUUUACGUAUGUAAUGUUUAACUGGAUUUUUAAAAAAAAUAGCAAAUGAAAUCAAGGACCAAGUGGUUGACAAGGCCUUAAUCAUGAGGUAUUAAGUCUGGAGCCUGCUGGCAGAUUAGUUAUUGUUUUUAAAAGCGCAUAAUGUGAUUAUGGAUCACUCUAAACUCUGGAACGCGAUCACCCGGCCCAGGUGCAUCUUCGAGAACAGCUCAGUCUUUACGUAUUAUUUCUUAGGGAGGAAAUAUAAAUAUAUAUAAAUAUAAAUAUAUAUAUAAAAAUAUACAGACAUAUAUUGUAACUGUAAAAAUACAGUCUUAAGAAACUAUGCCAACAAAUGCCUUGUACUAUACGGCACUGCCGAUGUUAGAUUAUUUUGCAAAACCUUUGUCACUGUAACUUUCUGAAUUGCCACACAGUUAGAAAUGUGAAUUACACCACGUUUAUCUUGUCUGACAUUUAUUUAUUUGCAAUUCAUGCAGUGUUUCUGAUGUAAUAACGUUUUGGUUUCAAGCCGUUUAUGUUACGUAGCGCUUUUUAAAAAAAAGAAAAUCCCACCAACCUUUUUUCUAUUUAUAAAUGUGAUUUCGAUGGGCAGUAAAAACAAAAAGUGUCUUAAACGUUUUAAAUGGAGAAAUGUGCUUUAAGGUUGCCUAUAAAAAGUGCUGUAUGUCGAGCAACUCAUGCUACAAGCUUCACGAUUAAUGUUGUAUGCAAUUUUUACUAUCAUGCAAAUAAGCUUAGGUAAAACGACUAACCUAUAGAACACCUUAGAGAGAAAACAUAUGCAAUCUGUGUGAAAAUCGAUGUCUGCGAUGUGUCUUCCUUUGGUUAACAAUCCAAUUCAAAAAGCUAUUCCUGUAUAAAUAUUCUGUAUAAAAGUGUUUCUUUUUUAUUUCAAUGAGAACAACAGUUAUUUUGUUACGACUGACUGUUUUAUAAGUGUUUCUCGGUUCCUUUCAGCAGAAAUGUUCUAACUAGAAGUGGUUAUUGAUUGUUAAUUACACAAUUAAACUGUUUGUAUUGUACCACAGAUUUCUUGGCAUUAACUUGACGAGACUCUUUUGAUACCAGAGGUAUUUUUUCCUCCUCUGGAAACAAAAGAAGAAACUAUGUAAAUUGUUUUAAAGACUACUGCUAAGAGAUAUCAGCUCCACUUACUGGAUCGUUUAGCUGCAUCCACUCUUAUUUGUAAUAACUGUAAAUAUCACAUCUUAUGAAUGACUGGUUGUUUAUUAUUGUAAAUACAUUUGAAGUUGUGCAAAAGUUCACCAUACAAAUUGAAAUCCACGUUCUGUUGUGCCUCUUCCUCUCGAACCGACUGUACCUGGGCUCCUUUACUGCAUUUUCACUUCUACUGCUGAGUGUAUCUGAAGCACCUCUGAAAUCUGAAAUAAAUAAAUGUUAGGUGUGAACAUGUGUAAUAACGAAGCCCUCUGCAGGGACCUGGGGUGUAAAGCAGCGCAGGUGUCCUGACCUCGCUGUGAACCCGGGUGAGGUGUGUGCCAGCCUGCCUGGCAUUUCCUUAUUACCUUUAGUUUUUUUGUUUUUGUUUUCAUGAAUAAAAAGUCAGAGUGCAA